This is a messenger RNA of Neolamprologus brichardi, 4762 nucleotides long. The record is from RefSeq and is a predicted model, not a curated record. Lineage: Eukaryota; Metazoa; Chordata; Actinopteri; Cichliformes; Cichlidae.
AUCUCGUCUGCGCCAUGCUGUAGUGCAGCAGCGAGUCUCAUUGUCAGGAGAACCUUGAGAAACUUACGAAUACUUGAUUGAGUUAUAAGAAAGAAGAAAACUCUUAUGGCGUGAAAUUGUGUUUCAGCUGCAGAAAUGUCUGAGACAAGAAAGAGAAAACAAGCUGACUCCGCCCCCUCACUCUCCAAACAGCCAAUCAGCUCCCGCAGUGGGCGGUUAGUCAGGAAAAAAAAAAGAUUCAUAAGAAAGACACAAAGCUGUCCAGUGUGCAAGGAGGUUUUAAGGGAUCCAGUCCAGUUCAUGUGUGGACAUGAGUCCUGCAAACAGUGUGUCACUUCAGAUUCACCAGCAGAGGACUCCUGUCCACAGUGUGGAAAGAAAUCCAGAAUAACAUUGAAAAACCUGAAAGAUACUGAAGAUGACAAUGGUGACAUCAAACUGUUUGAGGCAAAGAAGACAUGGAAAGAAGCGAUGCAAAAAAAAUUUUUUUUGGUGUCUGAAGGUAAUGGUGACAAGCCGAGUCCUUUGAACAACAUCUAUACAGAGCUCUACAUCACCACUGGGGAGAGUGAAGGGCCUCGUACAGAGCAUGAGUUCAGAUAUGGCACAAGUAAACUGGAAACGUGUUCAUCAGUCAGUCUGAGUGACAUCUUCAGACCGUUGCCUGAUCAAGACAAACCUCACAGAACAGUUGUGACGAAGGGCGUCGCAGGAAUUGGAAAAUCAUUUUCUGUGCAGAAAUUAAUUCUUGACUGGGCCGAAGAGAAGGCAAACCAGGAUCUAGACUUUGUUUUCAGUCUUGCUUUCAGAGAGCUGAAUUUGAUUACAGGUGAAAAAAACCUACAUGAGCUCCUGACUUUAUUUCACCCCACACUGUCAGAACUCAAAGAUUCAGUGGAUUAUACCAAAACCAAGACUGUCCUGAUCCUGGACGGUCUGGAUGAAAGCAGGUUUCAGCUGGACUUUGAAGGCACUAAGACUAUAACAUCUGUCAAGGAAGCAGCACCUGUGAGGGAUCUCCUAGCAAACAUCAUCCAGGGUAACCUUCUUCCUGAUGCAAACCUCUGGAUUACUUCCCGUCCAGCAGCAGCCAAUCAGAUCCCUGCAGAACAUGUUGACAUGAUGACAGAGAUAAGAGGUUUCAAUGAUCCUCAAAAAGCUGAAUACUUCACGAGGAGAUUUACUCAUGAUCCAGAUCUUGCUGACAGAAUCAUUAAACAUAUUCAGUCUUCACAGAGUCUCAACAGCAUGUGUCAGAUCCCAAUCUUCUGCUGGAUUUCUGCAGUGUUAUUCCAGGAAGUCUUUGGAGGAGACGAGAAAACUGAAAUUCCUCAAACUCUUACAGAAAUGAUGGCACACUUUCUCUGUGUCCAAACAAAACACAGAAGUAGAAAAUAUGACAAGAAGGUUGAGACAAACAAAGAGAAGCUUCUGAAAACACAGAGGAAAUUUCUUCUGAAACUCGGCAAGCUUGCAUUUGAGCAGCUGCUGAAGAACAACCUCAUCUUCUAUGAGGAAGACCUGGAGGCCUGUGGCAUUGACAUUAAAGAAGCAUCCAUUGACUCUGGAUUUUGCACCACAGUUCUUCGAGAAGAAAAAAUAAUUUUCCAGAAAAAUGUCUUCUUCUUUGUGCAUCUGACUGUGCAGGAGUUCUUUGCAGCUCUCUACAUCUAUGACUGUGUCACUAACAAUGAUACUAAAGAUCUCAGCAUCUUCUUUGAUUUAAAGGACAAGGAGCAUACUUUAAUUGAACUUCUUAAAAUAACAGUAGACAAAGUGCUGGAGAAGAAAAAUGGCCACCUGGACUUCUUCCUGAGAUUCCUCCUUGGCCUCACAGUUGAACCCAACCACAGAGUCCUUCAUGGUCUGCUGACUCCAACAGAUCGAAGCCAAGAUACUGACAAGAAAAUCUUGACUCACAUCAAAUCUAUGCGAAGGAAGAACCUCUCUCCAGACAGCUGCAUCAACCUUUUCCAGACUAUGGUCGAGAUGAGAGAUCACAAAGUCAAAGAUGAGAUUCAGGAAUAUCUCAAAUUGUCAGAUCAUUCAAAAACAGAGUUGACUCCCCUGCACUGCUCUGCACUGGCCUACAUGCUGCAGGUAUCAAAGAACGAUUUGGAAGUCUUGGACUUAAAGAGUUACAACACAUCAGAUGAGGGCAGACGAAGGCUGAUACCGGCAGUGAGGAGCAGCAAAAAGGCCUUACUAACAGACUGUAAAGUAAGUGAAGAGUGGGUUGAUCAUCUGGUCGCUGCUCUCAAAUACCCCUUCUCACCGCUGAGAGAUCUGGACCUGAGCAACAAUGACCUGAAAGAUUCAGGAGUGGACCUGCUCUGUAAAGGACUGUCGAGUCAGUGCUGCAGACUGGAAACUCUGAGGUUAUCUGGGUGUCUGGUGACAGAAAAAGGCUGUGAUUAUUUGGUCAAAGCUCUAAAGUUAAACCCCUCACAUCUGAAAGAGUUGGACCUGAGUUACAACCAUCCAGGAGAAUAUGCAGAGAAGAAGCUCUCUGAGCUGAGGAAUGAUCCACAAUACCGGCUCAGCCAAGUCAAUUUUGAACAUGGUGGAAGUCACCGGAUACACCCAGGAUUGAAGAAAUAUGCCUGUGCGCUCACUUUGGACUCCAACACAUCUCACAAGAACCUGCUGCUCUCUGAAGACAAAAGAAAUGUAACCUGGGUGGAGGAGGAGCAGGCUUAUCCUGAUUAUACAGAGAGGUUUGAUUGCUGUCAGCAAGUGCUGUGUGAGCAGGGACUAAAAGAGCGCUGCUACCUGGAGAUGGAGGUGUCAGAGCCCUUUUGUGUUGGGUUAACAUACAGAAGCAUUGGCAGGAAAGGAGAUGUGGAUGACUGCAAGCUGGGACAAAACAACAAGUCUUGGUGUCUGAUUUGCUCUGAUGAUGGUUGUUUUGUUGAGCACAACAAAGAGAAGGUCUGUGUAUCAUCUCAGUGUUUGCGCUGCAGUCGGGUUGGGGUGUAUCUGGAUUGGGAAGCUGGCACUUUGUCCUUUUACAGAGUUUAUUCUGGUAGCCUCAUUCACCUCCACACUUUCAAAACAACCUUCAAAGAUCCCCUCUACCCUGCUGUUGAUCUUCACACCCGUUCCUCUGUAUUGUUUUGUCAGCUACCGUAGAAAGAAGUUUCACUGUAGGUUAGAAAAUGAAUGCCUGCUAAACAACUUCAGGAAGGCUAGACAUCAGUUGAAGCCUCAGCACUGUGGAGAAGGCUGUAGCUCAGGUGGUAGCGCAGGUUACCUAGUAAUUACAAGGAUGGCGGUUCAAUCUUAGUCUGCUUCAGCCUGCAUGUCAACUAUCCUGGGAUAAGAUACUAACUCCGCCCUCUCUGACACUCCACACCUGUUGGAGUGUGAAUGUUCAGUAGAAAGAGCAUAGAAAUAGUGCUUUUUUGAAUGGGUAAAUAAGACAAGUACUUUGAGUGCUCCAAUAGAGCAGAAAUGUAUAUAUAGGAACCAGUUCAUUAUCUUUGUCAAACAGACAAACAAAAGGUCAAAAAAAGUUGCCCUCUUGAAGUGAUCAGUUGAUCCUGCAGAGAGGAUAAGACAAGAAAACAUGUGCUCACUAUUCUGUUAGUAACCUUGUUUUAUAAACAUAACCUUCAGUAUGAAUAUGUAUAUAUGGUUAUUUUAGUGACACAUACAGUUUUUAAAGUGAUGAAAAAUGUUUUCAGGUUUUUUAAGAAGUGCAUGAUUUCUUGACAGAUUACGUUAAAUAAAUAAAAAUUUGGUUCAUUUGAGGAAAAUGAACAUCCAUAGAUAAUUUUCAUUUCACUUUUAUUUUACACCCUCAACUGCUUGAUUGCAAAAUAGCUACACUUUUAGCCAACAAAUCUAUAUUGAUACUGUCAAUACUGUCAUAAAAUGUCAAAAAUAAGCUCUCCUGACUCUGGAAUAGUGUCUAAGUUGUGGGAAACGGGCAUGGAGCUCCUGGAGCUACAUAUAAAAUAUUAUAUGUAAUGUGAGUUAUUUAUAUGACUCAUCAUAAUCAACCAGGAUUUCUAAAACCACAUAUUUGUCACACAGGACUGGGAAAAUGAUGUUAGCAUUGAGUUUGACAGUGUGGUAAACAACAGAAUAGACUAGUAGCCAAACAGCCAGGGAGCAGGCAGGUGGUUGAUAGCAGAUCUUCUUUCUUGUACUUACACAUAAGCCACAUUGUUAAUUUGCUAGUUUACCUGCAGUUUACCGCAGCCCAGGUUAAGUCUACACACUGGCUGUUACCUGUUGGUGUAGAUCUCAUUUUAAACAUAUAAUCUUUUGAAUGAAUGCGUUUGUAUUACAUACUUUCUUUAGCAGACCAACAUGCUUACAGUAUCAGUGCUAAAAAGUGUUUUACAUAAAGUACAUACUAUAUUUAUUUACAGCUAAUGGGAGUGUUGUUAGUUUGAAAUAAAACUAACCACCCUGAGGCUGUUUGUCUCUUGGUUUCCAGCUCACAAUAUUUUGACCAAAAUUAUACUCAAAGUUUUGAAACAAGUGUGUUGCAGGAAAAAAUGAUUCCUUACAUUAAAGUUUUGUGAUACAUUAACGAGGUAAAUAUGGUCGAGGUCUCACUACUUUAAAAGCAUUAUGUCAGUGUUGAUUUGAUAGCUUAAGCUGCUCUCUCGGGAUGAAGUAAAAGUGGAGCAAGCAGCAUAGUUGCACUAGUACAUAAGGAAUGUUAAUAAGUAGUAGUCUGGUUCUUUUAUGUCGAUUUGAAUGUAAAGUAUAUAAUAAAGCACAGAAUAAAAGAUACCUUAGCAGUGUG